Molecule: messenger RNA, 962 nt
Organism: Medioppia subpectinata
Lineage: Eukaryota; Metazoa; Arthropoda; Arachnida; Sarcoptiformes; Oppiidae
Source: the annotation of a GenBank genome assembly
AUGGGAUAUAAUUGCGGUGAUAAUGAGGAAUGGAUUCGGAGUAAUCGUAUAGUGGGUGGAAGUGAUGUGCGAUGGGGCGAAGUACCAUGGCAAGUUAGACUUCGCAUCCAACUCGACAACGCUGUUAUGCAAUGCGGAGCCGUACUUAUCGAUACCGAUUGGGUCCUAACGGCCGCCCAUUGUGUCACUUAUUGUCCAAAUCUUUGUUCAGAUAUUACCGCAUAUUUUGGUGAACAUAGACUUAUCAAUGAAUAUAAACAGUCAAAAGCUGUGCAAAUAUUACUCAACAAUAAGGAAAGAAGUAAACCCUACGAUAGUUUGUUUGAAACUAAUCACUACAACGAGAUUAUCGCACGAAAAGCGGCCAAAGUUAUGGUAAACAAUCGUUUUAAUGAAAAGACAUUUGAGGGCGACAUCGCUUUGAUUAAAGUGAAUCAAAGUGUUAGAUUUAGCGAUAAUAUUCAACCCAUUUGUUUGCCUAAAGUGAUGGAAAACUUUGCCGGAGAGACGGGCUUUAUAUCUGGUUUUGGUGUCCUUAAAUCGGGCUCAAAACAAGUGCCGCACAAUCUUCAGAUCAGUUCGGUAUCUAUAUUUACGACAACUUUUUGUGAAUAUAUGCUGAGAGAGUUAGGAUACGAUGAUGUGGUCAAAUGGGGCAAACUGUGCGCCGGAGCCAUAGAUGGUGGUAGGGAUGCCUGCGCUGGUGAUAGUGGGGGUCCUCUCACUGUGAGGAGGAGUGAGGAUAAUAAAUGGGUUUUAGUCGGCAUUAUAUCAAAUGGCAUCAAAUGCGGUCAACCCAACACACCUGGACUAUAUACACAGGUCUCCGCUUUUGUCAAUUGGAUUAAUGCAGUCAUUGCUAACGAAACAAUGCAUUCAUAAAAGUGUUUUACAGAAUCGCAAACAUUAUUAUCAUUUGUCAAUAGAGUUAAUAGAAACCAAAUAUUUUACAUUUUUCAAAC